AUUCAAUGGAAUCAAAGAGCCCAUAGAACGUCUCUCACAGCACACACAGAAAAAUCAGAAAGUGGGGCGGCCUGACCAUUGGGAACACAGGUGGGUACUGAUGGCCAAAAGAAUGAACAUGGUAAUUCUGCUUGCUGCUUUUGCAAUGGCACUGCGUGGUGCGGAGGCAGCAUUGUACGUGGUAGGAGAUGCUCUCGGCUGGCAAAACCCUCCCAAUUCCUCUUUCUACUCCUCUUGGGCCUCCUCUCACAAUUUCGCUGUUGGUGACACUCUCCUAUUCAACUUCACCACCGGAGUACAUGCCGUCGCCACCGUUUCACAGGAUGCUUAUAAUAAUUGUAACACUGGCAAUACUCUGAGUGUUGCAAACACUGGUCCAGCAAAUAUUACUCUCAAUGCCUCGGGUAUGCACUAUUAUUUUUGUACCUUUCCUGGACACUGCUCUAUAGGCCAAAAAUUAGCUGUUAAUGUUGGUCUCUCCCCCUCCUUUACCCCCUCACCGCCUGGCACCACUGCCAGUCCACCACCACCACCACCACCACCUCGCAGCUCAUCAGCAUCAAGUAAUAUUGUUUCUAAUGUUGCUUUGAUGUGGAUGUCCAUAGUCAUGGGUUUCAUGUACAUCUAGGAGUUUUUAUAUAUAUUUAGUUCUGUGUAUGAUAGUGGCUUGUACUUCUUCUGUGGACAAUUAUUCACUUCAUGGGUAAUUGAUUGGCUGAUACUUUGUAAUUUGUAUUUGAAUAAAACUGUCUGAUUUCUAGAUUAA
This is a messenger RNA of Hevea brasiliensis (rubber tree), 766 nucleotides long. RefSeq names its product umecyanin. Gene Ontology annotation, cellular component: plasma membrane. Gene Ontology annotation, molecular function: electron transfer activity. The coding region runs from base 101 to 628 and encodes 175 amino acids. The transcript is spliced from 2 exons. NCBI's taxonomy places the organism in Eukaryota, Viridiplantae, Streptophyta, Magnoliopsida, Malpighiales, Euphorbiaceae. The record is from RefSeq and is a predicted model, not a curated record.